This is a messenger RNA of Pelobates fuscus (common spadefoot toad), 2973 nucleotides long. RefSeq names its product G protein subunit beta 1 (gene GNB1). The transcript is spliced from 11 exons. Gene Ontology annotation, cellular component: heterotrimeric G-protein complex; cytoplasm. The record is from RefSeq and is a predicted model, not a curated record. Gene Ontology annotation, molecular function: protein binding; signaling receptor complex adaptor activity. The coding region runs from base 142 to 1164 and encodes 340 amino acids. Lineage: Eukaryota; Metazoa; Chordata; Amphibia; Anura; Pelobatidae. Gene Ontology annotation, biological process: G protein-coupled receptor signaling pathway.
AAGGGAUUUGCGCGCAUAGAUUUAAUUUACUAAUUGAGUCUGUAUUUGUCCUGAGAGAAGGUAUCGGUGGAACGGUUUGACUGAGGGAUUCAGAGGUUUGUGUUGGUGGUGGCAGAUAAGCUCCAUUUAUAGCAAAGAAAAAUGAGUGAACUCGAUCAGCUACGUCAGGAGGCUGAGCAACUCAAGAACCAAAUCAGAGAUGCAAGGAAAGCGUGUGCAGAUGCCACUCUGGCUCAGAUCACAGCCAAUAUUGAUCCAGUGGGUCGGAUUCAGAUGCGCACUAGGCGUACACUGAGAGGGCACCUGGCUAAAAUCUAUGCGAUGCACUGGGGUACUGACUCCAGGCUGCUAGUUAGUGCCUCUCAAGAUGGCAAGCUUAUCAUUUGGGACAGCUACACCACAAACAAGGUUCACGCUAUCCCAUUGCGUUCAUCUUGGGUAAUGACAUGUGCAUAUGCCCCCUCUGGAAAUUAUGUUGCCUGUGGUGGACUCGAUAAUAUUUGUUCCAUUUACAACCUGAAAACCCGUGAAGGAAAUGUGCGAGUGAGCCGUGAGCUGGCUGGACACACAGGUUACCUGUCCUGCUGCCGUUUUCUGGAUGAUAACCAAAUUAUUACAAGCUCUGGAGAUACCACUUGCGCUCUGUGGGACAUUGAAACUGGUCAACAAACCACCACAUUCACUGGGCACACUGGUGAUGUAAUGAGUCUGUCCCUGGCCCCAGAUUCCAAGUGCUUUGUGUCUGGAGCCUGCGAUGCAUCCGCCAAACUUUGGGACAUCAGAGAAGGAAUGUGUCGACAGACCUUCACUGGACACGAGUCUGACAUUAAUGCCAUCUGUUUCUUCCCCAAUGGCAAUGCCUUUGCCACUGGCUCUGAUGAUGCCACUUGCAGGCUUUUUGACCUUCGUGCUGACCAGGAACUGAUGGUUUAUUCCCACGAUAACAUCAUCUGUGGAAUCACUUCAGUAGCGUUCUCAAAGAGUGGACGCCUCCUCUUAGCUGGCUAUGAUGAUUUCAAUUGCAAUGUCUGGGACACACUUAAGGCUGACAGAGCAGGUGUCCUUGCUGGUCAUGAUAAUCGUGUAAGUUGCUUGGGGGUAACAGAUGAUGGCAUGGCAGUGGCAACAGGCUCAUGGGACAGCUUCCUUAAAAUCUGGAACUAAAGUCUACACCCAGCGGAUUUCUCCGUGACUGGAAGACCAUUCCAACCUUCAAAAUUUUAAAUCAUAGCAUAUCUGAUCCAACCGUACUAACGUGGACACCCAUUCUCCCUACUCCCAUACAUCAAGGGCAGAAUCCUCUCCCCUCAUUUUUGCUGAGACAAAGAGCACAAUUAUUUGCUAUAGGAAGUUUUGUUUUUUGUUUUUGGGUUGUUUUUUUUCCUUUUGGUAUUGAAACAAAAUUGUGCAUUCCUUUUGGGACCAUUUUGGGUUUUGUUUUUUUUAUGUAUAUUCCCCACUUCAUCCAUUAUCCCUCCAUUUGUCUUGAAUAAUGAUACAAAACACUAUACACAACAAGAUGUAAUCAAGAAGUAGCUAUCACAUGUAAAGUGAAAUUCAGGAUUGUUCAUCUGAAGGUUCUAGAACAGUGUGUCUGAUUCUGCUUUUUGUAGAGUCUGAGGUUUUCGCAGUUUUUAUAUAAAAAAAAAAGUGAAAUAUCAACUGCGACUUUGACAGGAUUUUUUUUAAUGUAUGGCUCAUAGUCAAGUGCAGGUGGAAAGUAAGACCUCUGUAUUAGGGCCUCGUGCUGUAGACGUUUCCCUGUAUUUUUUUUUUUUUUUUUUUUUUUUUUUUUAAUUGUGAAUACUGUUGCACAGGAUUACAACCAAUGUAACUUUUUUUUAAUUAACCACAUGCCCUUUUUGAAAUACUGAAGCAAUUAAAACACUUCCCUCCAGUAAUAGUUGCUUUUUGAGGUUCAGGUGUUUAGGAAUGGUAAUGGGAUACCUGUUUUAACAGCAUAUAAUGUUUUUUGGAAUGCUGCCCCAGAUGUAGCUACGGGGCGUCGGAAGAACUUAAGCAAGUGUACAGAUCAUUACACAACUGAUGCCAAUAAACUGUGUCCUCUUCUGUAUGUGUUUUCACCACUCCUACUCACUGUACUCAAAGAUUAGUGGUUGAGAGCAUUCAAGAAUUGCAAAGCAAUACUGUGCAGAUCACCUGUGCUCUCAGGUUCACAUUAAGUCCCCUUAUCCAAUUUGAAUGUGGGAGACAUUGUUGCAAAGCAGAUGAUUGCUUAUUCUCUGCUAUUCCUUGUGAGAUGCCAGCUGCCUCCAUGGAAUACUUAUUGGCACCUGUGUCAAGUACAGUUUAAUGUGUUUGAUUUAUGAGAUGCUCUUUGAGCAUAGGCCUAUAUUUCUAGAAAAGGAAUCAAGGUAGAUCUGAUACUAAAUGCUGUUUUCCAGUUUCAUCAUGCAGAAAAUAAAAUAAGGGCAGUUCUCACGGGUUUUUUUUUUUGGUUUUUUUUCUUUGUAGUUCUGUUGAUCUUUUGACCUUCACUUUCCAACACAUGUCAAAUCUUUAUUCGUAGAAAACAUGAAGCAUUCAACUCCAAUUCUCUUCUCUCUCCCCCCCUUUUCUCUCACCCUCUUCCCUUACUCUUUUCCCCCUUAAAACUGGUUCCUAACACACUGGGCGUAGACUUUACAUUACACAAAAAAGGGUAAUUUACAAGAACACUACCCUGAUCCCGUAUCAUAUAUUAGGAGCAACCGUGGACAGAAGUACAUCUGUACUUUUGGAUAUAGUCAGAUGUGUAUGAAAUGAUGUACAAAUUAAUGUUUUUGAAAAUAAUGAUCUUGAACUUUCUAAGUUAAAACUUAAGAAAGCUUUUAUUCUUUUGUUGGCGGGGGUGGGGGUGUUUGCCAUAGGGAUGGGUUUUCCCUCUUAGGAUUGCAUGCUGUAGAGUUGCUUAAUAAUGUGCAAAUAGAAAAGUCCUUAAAUGUGUUUAUAAUUUUUUUUUUAUUUUUUUUU